GAGCCUUAAAGGGCCCCGCCUCGGGGGCUGAGGGGGUGAGGGCACGGCUCGGCCCCCGGGGUGCGGUGCGUGGCACCCGCACCCAGAGCCUGCGCGUGUUUGCGGAGCUCGUCGCCGGCGUAUCGGCCCGUAAAUGCGUUUAAAUGCGUCUUUACGGAGGGCUCCGCGGAAUAAAAACAUAGGAUUUUCCUUCUCUGAGGCCGUCGGUGGCCGUCCACGGUCGUUACGUUUAGAUUUUCAAAAAGGACAAACAGUAAUUCCUUUCCGUUCAGUCCCCAGAGCCAGUUUCAUGCCUCUUGGUAUGUCGCUGGUUUUAAUCUAUCCAAAACGAGCAAUUCUGAAUUUCCUCAUACCCAAAAGGAGCAAUUCUGAAUUUCUUCAUAUCCAAAACCAGUAAUUCCGAAUUUCUCCAUAUCCAAAAUAAGUAAUUCUGAAUUUCUUCAUAUGCGUUUUGUCAGUUUAUUACCAAUCAAAUAUGUACGUAUUUCUUCAGUGGACUGGUUACAUAUUUUCUUGUCAUUUUAUGAUUAAAAUACCCACACAAAAACUUUGGCGUUGGCUUUGUCGUGCUUUCUUCAGGUGAGCCUCAGUUGACCAAACGGUAGAUGUUGUAGCUCCGUUUUCUGCGUUUGCAAGGCAGAAAUAGGGUCGCACAGAGGAUGUUACACCACACCCGGGCUUCAAACUCUCUGAUAGUGCUCAUUUUCACCAAUCUGCAUAAUUUUGGGGCAUGCAUUUUUAGUCUACACCCGUGUAUCCCCAUCUACAUAAACGGAGCGCUUAUACCUGUCUCUCAUCUGAAGCAUGUCUCUCAUCGUGUUAUGGUGUAGUUAAACUGCUUUGCUGGACUGGAGUUUAUCUCGUUACCGUUUCCUGUGUGCUAAUAGGAAAAGAAAACCCUUCGAGUUUUUUUGUAUGCUGCUGUUACAGUUUGGAAAUACACGUAUUUCCAAACGUAUAUAUUUGGAAAUUUCACUUCAGCAUGUAAAACGUAUCUACAUGCCUUUAAUAUUACAGAAGUAACAGCUUUAUUUGUAUGAUUCCUCAGUCUAGAUACCAUGUUAAGGAUUUGGUUUGUUUCUUGAAGUAUUCCUGUAUAGAAGUAAUGUUUUAAAACUAAGUCCUUGCAGUCUUCCAUGAGUGCAACUAAAAAGAGCUUAGUUGAGUGAAUGAAGUGUAUGUGGUCAUACUAAAUUCUUGAGUCUUAGAAAGUGGAUGUGCCUCCUGGAAGCUGUACUUUCUUUCUUUUUCAUAGAUUUGCUUUUGGGCUGUAUUGUUCUCACACCUUUGCCCGUCCUGUAUAUGCAGUGCUGUAAGAAAGUCAUGGCAAUUCCGAUUGCUACUACAGCAAAUUCAGAAGCGUUUAAGAAGCAGACGAGUUUCCCAGAAUAGAGCGACUCUUUCUUUCGCUGUUACUAAGCCUUGCUCUGACAGCCAGGAGCGAACGGCCCGCAAACCCUCUCCUGUGGUGGCCACCAUCCCGCGAGGAGAGAGGUGUAGGCCGGCUUGGCUGUCAGAACGUGGUUCCGCGGUCCAGGAGCCUAACGCUGCCUCUGCAAAACCAGCACAUGUGAAAGUUCAAAAUAAAGCAGAUUAGUAUUUUAAUUUCGGUGUAAAUGAGGCUGGAUCAUUUGUGUGCGUGUGCGAAAUUUAAAAUUCCGCAAAUGUUACUUCUUCCUUGCAGCAGCAGCUGGUUGCUUCGGUCUCGCUUGUUAAGAGUUUGGAGGUUUACAAAUGAUAAGUCUCUUGGGGGGUUGUUUUACCACAGCUCGAUGCUGUACAAAAUGUAAAACAACUUAGUGCUCUUCUAAGCAGAGGAUUCCGAGAGCAAGGAAAAAAGCUGCUGAUAGAGUGCUUUCCUUUGCUUGCUCGCUGCCAGAUGUUGCCAGAGUAUUUUACCCAGCCCAUUACAGCCCUGCCUGAGAUAAUCGAAUGCUAAAAUAUUCACGUUGGUUAGCGGAUUCUUCACUUCGUUCAAUAAGGCUGUUUCGUGUCAUAACUGUGUGAUGUUGGUAGCACAAGUGGAGCUAGAAGCGAGGCAGAAAAUAAAGACGCCAAGAAUCUGGGAAUACCAAUCUUUUUGUUGCUGGAGCAUUGCCGUGCUUUUAGGAAGUUGGUAACGGGCAGCAACUUGGGUUCUGUGCCAGCAGCAUGGGGAUACUGGGUCACAUAUAUUACCGAAGGAUAAAAACAAAGUCAGCGUUGGAAAUGGAAAUAAAAUUCAGGUCUGCUUGUCUUCACCUACUCGCUUAUCAUCCUUCGUACAAACACACUUAUUUGUUUUUAAUGCAGCAACUAUUCCAGGCAGUGAACUCUCUCUCUCUUUUUUUUCCUCCCCUACAUGCAUGUGUAAAAGAGCUCUCUGCUGUUAAACAGGAAAGCCAUUUAAAUACAUAAAACAGUCAAAUGGAGAUUUUUGAAAAUGGGAGGUAAAUGACUGUGAUAAUCCUGUACUGCCCCUGAGCCUGCUAUUCAGACAAAUGGGUAGAAUAUGGUAGCUUUCUGCUAGAGUACUGAACGGGGGAAUUUUAUUUAUUUAUUUACCUACUUAUUUAUUACCACUAAACUUCAGUUUAUAUUUUGCUUGUGAGCUUUUCAAAUUCUCUGCUUUUUCUUGAGUACAGAGGGAAAAUCUGGUUUAAAAAAAAAAAAUCGGAAAUCUGGCUAUGGUUCACAUCCUGCUUAGCUUUCUGCAAACUGCAUAGCAAACAAAACAAUGGGAAAAAGGGUAUUAUAACAUUUAUUACUGAAAAAAAUAAAUUCCAAGUCUUUCAUGUUCAAAAGAAACAGAGAUUUGUAAGACAGAAAUCGGAGCUUUGUACAUAUUUGACAUGCCUAGAGAAUAGGGGAAUGAACGUGUGUGCUGCGUUGUAUGUUUAAUAACUAAAAAACUUCCAGGUCUGUCUACGCUCAUGUAAUUCACAUCUUCUAGUCCCACCUGCAUGUGUUGUGGGCCAUGACAACUUGGGUUUUUUAUUUUUUUUAAGAUGUUUUCAGUAGCGUAUUUCUUAGUCAUACUGAAAUUUGCCAUGAUGUGUAUAUUUGAGCAGGGUUAUUCCGGAACGUUUAGGCUAAAAUGACUCAGCAUUUUUGAAAAAGACAUUAGGAGAAAGUAAAUAUGUUGACUGAAAGAGGAAGAAAAAGUGUUUGUUUGGCUCAUUUAAGAGCAUCUCAGCACUCGGGCUCUGGAGUUUAGCGCUGCAGAGGAAAGGGGAAGGAGUGUGAGCAUCAACAGGGUGUGUGUGGCUGCUCCUAGGGAAACUUCAACAAGGUAAAAGCUCUUGGAAAAACUGGUUCAAGUAUAUUGCUUGGCAAAUACUUACUAAAUUGUCUGAAUAUCCUGUGUAACAUGAGUGUCGUCCCGUCUGUUGCGCAUCACCUGAGUGUGCAGUCAUCGUCUGGACCAAGUAGUUGAGCAUGAUGCUUCCCGCAGCGGUAGGUGCUGGGUAAGUGCAAUCCUGGAUGGUCUUUCUUGAGCUGCACUUCUGCCCCAGGGUGCUUAGGCAGUGGCGGCACUGAUGGAGGGAUGAAGAUUGGCGUUCACAGGGAGAUGGGGACAGAGAUGGAAGCUUGGUGGAAAAGCAGUAGGCCCAGGAGCAUGGAAGAGAUGGUGCUAGCAAAGCUACAAAUGGUGAGAGCGGAGGGAAUGAGAGGGCGACAGGUGGGGAAGAGGAGACCUGAUGUGGAAGGAAGAAGGGGCAGGGUGGUACGAGGCUGGGGAGCACAGCGAGGUGGGUGGGAGAGGCAGGGAGCGUGGAGGGCACUGGCAGCAGCCCUCCAGCAGCAGAGGCUGGAGCAGGGAGCGUCUGCCUUGCAGAAAGUAGUCAGACUGAUUGCCUCUGGUUAGCUGUGCUCGGCUGUUUACUGAGGAGCAGGAAAGGGAGAAUUGUUGUUUAAAUAAAUGCCACUUUGAAAAGAAAACAGCGAUUUGCUCCAGGGCUUGGAGUUAGUAGCGAAAUGGGGUAGCGAAACGUUGGAGUCGAAAAGGGAAAGGUGCUGGAAGACUUGCUGAGCAAUUGGAACCAGAUCUGGCAGCUGCCGGGCUGGGAUUUUGUCACUUCAGUUUAUCAACUAGUCCAACAAGUUCACGCUUGGUUCAUUGACAGGCUCACAAGUCCAUUGAAAACUAUUGGUUUUGAAAUUGUCAAGGACAUAAAAAUAAAAUCAUUGACAACGGAGCAUCUCGAUGAAGUGUUUAAAUGCCUGAAAUGUAUAGAGGGGGGGUGUGUUGCGUAUUCGACAUCUUAAGCCCAUUUUAAAGGCAGUUAUUAGCUCAAUGAAACUCAUCUUCCUUCAGUUGUACUUCAGUAUCAUUAGGGAUUAGUCUGUUAUAGAAAGAAUCAUUAGAAACUUUAUUAGUUUUGUAAAUAAGAAUGUUGGAAAACUUACAGAUGCUUAUGAAGCGACAUCCUCUAUAAAAAUCCUGCUAACGUUGAAAAGAGUAAUUAAUAGCAAUAAAGGCAUAGUGAGAUCGGUUCUUAUUCUGUCUUCUUUAUGAAAAUAACUAUAAACACAAAACACAAUUUCAGUCAUAGCUUAUCGGGUGCUGAUAACAAAUCUUGAUUAAAAUCAGACUCUGGGUUCUUUGGUUUAAUUCAUUUAGUUUAAUUCAUAUGGUUAAGUAGGAAAGUUGUACCAGAAGCAGUUCCAGCUGUGUAAUUGCUGGUACGUGUCCUCUGGUCUUCAAGGGUUUCGUGGUUGUCUUUCUAAUGCGGUCCUCCUAUCACUACAGCAGCAAGGCAGGCACUACACUCUUUUUGAUAUGAGGUCUAAAAGGUCACGAUGACAGCGUCUUGGGUAAAUCUUGAGGGGAAGAAUAAUUCUUCUCUGCCCCGUAAUAAGUAGAUAGGUAUGCGGCAUCAUGAUGUGCAUGCUGGGAUUCACAAACAAGGACCAUAAAGUCCUUUAGUGUGCAGUGUUAAGAACGCAGGGGGGGAAAAAUAGCUUAAGGAAUUGUCUUUUACUGUGUGGGUAGUGGGAAUGAAUGAGGGAGUAAUGGGAAAUACUUUUGCUCCCUCCUACUCUUAAUCCCACAGGAGUCUUGGAGCAAUUAGAGAAGGAAGGUUUCCUUUCCCCCACAUUUGGCUUUCCUUUUACCAAAAUUUCCUGCUAGUCCCCUUAAUUCCUUACUACUAUUUUAUGGAGCUAAUAAACCAGCAUUAAAUUACAGUGUGAAAUGGGUAGGAGAAACUGAGGUGCCGCAGGAAGUUUCUUGAAUUUGAGUCUUAAUACUUGGAAGAAUGAAGUUUUCAUGACCGUGAGGAUUACCUUCUGCAAUGCCAAGAGCUACCUGGAGCCAGGAUGCCUAGGACGCUGAGACGACAGUCUUUUACAACUAGAUUGGAAUAGGAUUUCUCAUCUUUCUCGUUGUGAAGAAGCACUAUGGUAAACUGGCAGUAACAUGAACCAUGAUUGUGUGCACUUCCCCAAAAAUGAGUUGGUGCAGACCCAAAGGACGUAUGCAGAAUUAAGGAGGUGAAGACCCAGGUGCCCUGAAUUCUGCUUCCAUUGCUGUGCCUUGAGAAAUUUGUUAUCUUACACAUCCUUAAUAUCUACUUUAUCAGUUACUGCAUACGCAACUCUAGCUUGUACUACCGAAAAAAAGAGUGCUACUUUUUUAUACAGUACUUUUUUGCAUUUGGUACCUACAAAAGGGAGAAUUUCCAGAACCCCUUUAGAAUACAGAGGACAGAGUUUGUUCAACGUGUGUGAAUUGCUAAAGGGACGCAAAUCUUUUCAUGAGGUGGUUUGUCGUUUAUCAUGCUGUGUGACAGUGCGUGGUGAUGCUUGGAAGAUAAAGCCUUUGAUGCAAAUUCUUUGUAUGCCUUGUUAAAUUAUCACAUGGGAUGAUAGGAAAAAAGGAAUGCUAUGGGGAAUUAACAGGACAAGAAAGCAGUACAUACCCUAUUGGAGUGGUCUUGCUGAAGAAAGUCAGUGUUACACAGCAUAUACAUUCAAAAUCCUACAUGCACAGAGAGGUUAAUGAUAGGUUGCAGCUUGUAUUUCUGAAGAAAUUCACCUUUAGGAGUGAAUUUUAAUUUAUUUUUAAUUUUUGGUUUCUUAAAUUAUAAGCUGCAUUCUUUUUUAAUUUAAUCUAAUCUUUGUUCAGAUUAAUAUAUAAAUAACUUUAUUGCAUCGCCAAACAAUAAAGGGAAAAAAAGUGACACAAAGUAAAUCUCAUUUUACUGCAGUAGAAAAUUGGUUUGGGGGCUUUUUUAGGGCUCGUCUCCCAGGGAAAUUGACAGAGUAGCUGUUGUGUAAUAACUGUUUAGCUGUAUCCGUGUAGUGUAACUCCCCCAGGCUGGUAUUACAUUCCUGAACAGGAGCAUCAUCUUUCUGAAAGUGUAAUAUUUCUAAAUAAUGAGCGUACUUCAAAAGUACAGAAGACAGAGGAAAUGAAAGCCGCCUUGCUACUGAAUACGGCCUACGUUCUCGUCAAGUGCAGUUUUAAUAAACGUGCAUGCAUCAACUUCACGUUGGUUUGGUUGUCUUAAUUUUACUAACUGUCUCUUUGUAGGCAGGUUGAUGGAGAUAAAGAACCAUUGCAGCAAGGGUAGAACGAAUUUCUGCUGGCAAGUUGUCAUAUAUACUCUACGUUUUGCUGCAUUACUAUUAUUUGAAUCCAUGAACGUGUAAAUGUAUCUCGCCCUUAAUGCAUGCUAAUAUUUGUCUAUAUGAAUGUAUGCACAGGUCUUUGCUUCUUACUGACAUGCAAAAUGAGCAUGGCUGAACAGAGGCUUCAUUUGUGCUUGAAUGAACAAGGCCGUAUUUUACUUUGGAACAAAAAACUUUAGCUAUGAUACAGUUUUUAAAUGACAAAGCAAGCAGUGGUCUGUUUUGGUGUUGUAGCUAACUAUCUUCUCUACGUUGAUAACAUGACUUCAAAGCUCAUCUGUGAGAGGAGAAAGAGGAAGAAAACAUGUUGGCAAGAGUAAUUCUAAGUUUAGGCCCCACAGUGCCCUCGUAUUGCCCCCAUCCUUUAACAGCCAUGUCUUCUCCCUGUUCUUGCCUCCUCUGACACAGAUGGGAGGACAAAACAAGCAAGCUCGGACCUCGAUCGUUUUCUCCUCUGAUACAUUUUAGGGUAGACUGUAGUCUCUCAGUCACUCUCAGGUGUCUUUUGGAAGAAAGCAAUAAGAGCGCUAUGUUCUCUGGCUCCUCAGCCGAACCUCUUCCUCUGUAGCAUCUUCCACGUGGGCCUGUGUUUCUUCAGUACUUCCUUCCUUCUGCCCUCAAUCACCCAUAUGCACUGUCUGGAAGCUUGCCCGUGUAAGAUUACCAGCUGAAGGCUUUGCAAGGAAGGGCCACUUUCUUCUUCGUACGUGAAAUAUUUUUUGAGUGAUCCAAUCUGGCAGCAGUGGCGCGCGGGGUUCUUUGCUGCGGUAGUUUCUGAAUGGAAGGAACAACAGGCUCUUCAGACUGACGAUGUGUAGUACUCCUUUAUGUCUGAGCAGACACAAGGCAUGGAAUAAUACCCAUAUAUCUGGCAGUGACCUACAUUCAGAAGACUCUGUGGAUAGUGAGAAGUCCUUUGUUUGAAAGUAGCCCCGUAAGUUGAGGUAGAUGAAAAUGAGUAGCAAAAUGACAGAAUGUGAACAGUGUGUGAAGAAGGGAAUAAGAGGUGUGGUGUCUUCUCAUGGCAGAGUUGAGAAGUUCCAAAAAGGAGAGAAGGCCAUUCCUGGGGGACACAGGUCUUUGACAGCUUUAGAGAAAGUGGUGAGAACUAACACCUCAUCUGCCCUUCAAGGCUUCACGAGUGGGUACACAAGCAUGGACUGAGACUCCUAGCUCAGUAUUUCAUCUCUAACCAGUGACCAAAUCAUAGACUGCCUUACAGCUCCCCUGAGUAUCUUCCCAUGUCUUCUAGAGCUAGGUUUCAUGUACUAGAGAUGGCAUCUGUAUUGGCUGGCCUUCAGUAUUUUGUUUUUCUGUGAACUUGCCUGAAAAAAAAUUACUUGUACACUACACACAGGUAAAUUCUGGUUCUCAAAUGUAAAUACAAACUUCAUCUCGCUUUCAAAAAUGUCGUUAUCUUCGUUACAGUUUUGAUGCAGAUGGCAAAACUGGGAACACGAGAACUUUUUGUGAGAAAGGGAGAUAGUCCAGUUCAAGACCUCAGCUGUGUGUUUUAGCCAUCAUAUUGUUUCGGUUGGCCUUUGUACAACAUUAGUGCCAGGAACCUCCCCUGAGAUAGUUUUCAAGGCUUGCUUUAGUGCUUUCCAGCAGUUGUGUUUUCUAAAUUCUUUCACUAUCCUUGCUGCUUUGCUUGCACAAUCGUUACUAGUCUUUAAAGUAGCUUUAACAUGUCAUGUAAUGUGAAAUAAAAUAAUUAAAUAAAAGUAAUUUUAAGUGAUAUUUUUUGAAAGCUUUUUAAAAUUGUUGAAUACUGUAGCAGAACCUGCCUUCUCCGAACAUACGGUACUAAUGAUGGCUCAUGCUCCUUCGUAUGCUGUUAGUUCUUACCUUGUAGUAGAUUACUUGAUUGUAGCCAUCAUUAGACUACAUUCCACAGUCAAAUCAAAGCAUGAUUAUGAAGGAGAUUUACAUUGGGGAAAAAAAAGUCUUUGACCUUUCUUGGCUUCAUGCUGAAUUUUUACACAGAACUUCCUUUAAAACACUGAGUUGUUCCUAUUUGCAUUUUGUAGUUUUAUUUUGGGAUGUGUCUUGUCUAGUCUAAGCAGACAGACAGUGAACCAGAGAGUAAAGAAUUCAAGUAAAGAUUCAAGAGCAAGCAAGUCAGCAGUCCAAACACAGCUUUCUGUUACAGGCAUCAGCAAAGAUGAAGAACGAAUGUAAUAACAUCAGGGACUACUAUCCCCGAUGCUGUGGGACAGUAGGGGGGGGUUACAGGUUAUUAAAAAUGCAGAAAAAUUGCAAAGAAAAAUUCCUCUCAUUUUACUUCUUCCUUGGGUGGAAGAAAAAAUAAACCCAAAUAUUUCCUUUCUUUCUGAGGCUGAUUAUGAGGAAUGUUUUAUGUUGUUGUCUCCUCCUGAACCUUUCUCUGUUGGUUCCUAGGUUCCUGUCCUGCACCUGGUACGUCAGUGGGAUUCACUCUGCCGGGAUGAGAUAAUGGCGUCUUCAACCCACUGAAGGAAGGAGAGGGAAUAGUUGUUCAUACUUAUGAUGAUUUGACAUAAUUAACAUAUUCUUAACCAUGAUGGCAACACAGACAUUAAGUAUAGACAACUAUCAAGAUGGACAACAGAUGCAAGUAGUAACAGAGUUAAAAACUGAACAAGAUCCCAACUGCUCUGAAACUGAUGCAGAAGGGGUGAGUCCUGCCCCUGUAGAAUCUCAAACUCCAAUGGAUGCAGACAAGCAGGCCAUUUACAGGCACCCACUAUUUCCCUUGUUAGCACUAUUAUUUGAAAAAUGUGAACAAUCUACCCAAGGCUCAGAAGGCACAACUUCUGCAAGUUUUGAUGUAGAUAUUGAAAAUUUUGUAAGGAAGCAGGAGAAAGAAGGAAAACCCUUUUUCUGUGAAGAUCCAGAGACUGAUAAUCUGAUGGUAAAAGCAAUCCAAGUUCUACGUAUCCAUCUGCUUGAGCUAGAAAAGGUUAAUGAACUCUGCAAGGAUUUCUGUAGUCGCUACAUUGCCUGCCUGAAGACAAAAAUGAACAGUGAAACUCUAUUAAGUGGAGAACCUGGAAGUCCUUAUUCACCUGUGCAAUCUCAGCAAAUUCCAAGUGCCAUUGCAGGCACACUCAGUCCCCAAGGGAUUAUGGUGCCAGCAUCAGCAUUGCAGCAGGGAAAUGUAACUAUGGCAACAGUGGCAGGGGGGACAGUGUAUCAGCCAGUCACUGUGGUCACUCCACAAGGUCAAGUAGUGACACAAGCACUGUCGCCUGGGACUAUUCGGAUUCAGAAUUCUCAGCUUCAGUUGCAAUUAAACCAAGAUCUAGGCAUCUUGCAUCAAGAUGAUGGCUCAUCAAAAAAUAAAAGAGGAGUUCUUCCCAAGCACGCUACAAAUGUGAUGAGAUCUUGGCUUUUUCAGCACAUAGGGCAUCCAUAUCCAACAGAGGAUGAGAAGAAACAGAUUGCAGCACAAACAAAUCUGACACUACUCCAGGUUAAUAACUGGUUUAUUAACGCUAGAAGGCGAAUUCUUCAGCCAAUGCUGGAUUCCAGUUGUUCUGAAACUCCAAAAACAAAGAAGAAAACUGCUCAGAACAGACCAGUUCAGAGGUUCUGGCCUGACUCCAUUGCCUCAGGAGUUGCUCAGCAGCAAUCUAAUGAGCUCACAAUGUCAGAUGGUGCUGUUGUAACAAUUACAGCUCCAGUCAACAUGAAUGUAGACAGUCUCCAGUCCUUGUCAUCUGAUGGUGCUACUUUGGCUGUUCAGCAAGUUAUGAUGGCAGGGCAAAGUGAGGAUGAGUCUGUAGACAGCGGUGAAGAUGAUGGAGGAGAUCUCUCAACGACAAAUAUCAGUGGGCUGGUUUUGGAUAACAGCGAUUCUCUGCAGUAGGAAGCAAGAGAGUGUGACAAAACGUUUAGGAAAAAGAAUGGACUGACUGACUGUUUUUAUAGUUUGCACAGCAAACAUUUUACACAAGUUUUAUUUCUAAUAUGUUUUAUAUGUAGAUAUAGAAGGGUGCACUUUUUUGUAUUUCAUAGUAAGCUUAAAGAGUGUUUUUGCAGGUGCAGCAACUUCUUUCAAAUGUGUUUUUUCAUUUCUUUUAAUUUUCUUAUUUCAGAAAAUUAUAUCUAGUAAUAUAAAGAACCACGUAAGCACCCCUUUAUUCUCUGAAUUGGAAGUGCUGCAGUUUCUAAAGAAUUAUGCAGUUUCAAUUAGUGCUGUUAUUUAACACAGCUCUUGAUGGGCAGGUGAUGUAAAUUUGAAGCAUGUGACACUAGUGUGUGGAAAUUGAUCAUUAAGUUUGAUGCAUAUAUUUGAAAGAUGCUUCUGCACCUUAAAAACUGCUAGUCUGAGGUGGACAGCAACACACACAAAAAGAAAAUGGUGAUGUGUGAUUCGGUAGCGAAUGUAUGGCAACUUAAGUUUAGUUUCUCUCAUAGUCCGUGAGCCUGUUUAUCAUUUGCUAUAAAAACUCCUAUUUUUACCUUGCCGGGAUUAUUGGAUAAAAAAUAUUUUUAUAAAUUCAUUAGGAAUUGGGAUGACGACUGUAUUACGCAGGAGGGAAAAAAAAAAAAAGAAUUUCCAGAGGGGAAAAAUAAAUGUUUAGUAUUCCUAUUUGGAAGGUUUGAAAACUGACCAAAUUUAAUAAACAAGCCUAUACUAGCGUUCUAUGAUUCUCAGCUAUCCCACAGUGAUAUAGUAUAUUUGAUAAUAGCAUAAGAAGGGCCCACUGUUUGAUGGGAUUUUGAUAUUGUCAAACAUUGAUUUAUAUUAUGUGUAAACUAAUAUUCAAAUUACAUUAACUCUGUAUCUAGACUUGUAUCUGAAGAUAUUUGCUAAAUGAGUAUUCAGGUAAGUAAAUUGAAAUGCCUACGACACUUCCAGUUAUUAGAGAAAUUUAAGAGUUUAUAGUUUGUACAUCUGAUUCUGAAAAGUGAAAAGAUAUGUACUAUACAGUCAUGAAUUCUGCUAUCACUAUUUCAUUGUAUUUGAAGUAUUUUGCCCCAGUACAAAAAGUAGUAUAAUUUAUGAAUUUCUUUAAAAUUUUUUCAAAUCUGAAGGUCACUAGCAGAAUACACAGCAGGCUUUAUUAGAGUAGAAAAUCCUUUUGUCAUUUAAGAUCUAAGAGCUAAUGAUGGAAACAUUUUUUGUGGUAACAGUCCUUUUAUUUUUUUCCCCCAAAGUUUGGAGUCUUUCCGUUCAUCCAAGAGUGCUCACUCUUGGAACUUCAUGUUUCCCAUUGUUAAAUAGAAAUAACAGAUGCCAAGAGUCUUCACAGUAUGAUCAACUUCCUCUCUUCCCGUCCCUUUGUCCCUCUGUCGGAUUAGAUCAAAACCGGAAAUCUCUUCUUGUUUAGAUCAAAUCUAGUUGCAUUUCUAAUAUGGCAGGGAAAAGGAUGUUAGCUUGUGGAAGCUUUAGACAUUGUAUUUGAGCAGAACUCUCUAGCAGAUGCAAAUAUUUAAUUGAAUACUUAAAUUUCUGUUUCACAAAAUACUCAGGCGUAUGCUUAGGUCCCAUUGAUUUUAGUGGGAUUUUAAAGCAUGUACUUUUUUAUAUGCUUAAAUGCUUGAAAGGAGGUCUUUGAAGACUGUCUUACAGGUCAUGUUUAAGUUGGUAUGAAGAAAAACUUCAGAAAGAAAUGUCUGUAACACUGGCACACAUACAAGGAGAAUGAUACUAGUUUUAAGUGACUGGUAGCUGUUUUGAAAACCUGGGCUUUACUCAUCACUAGUGAUGUUUCUGCAAUAGCUUUCAUUUAUUCAUGACUGAGGAUUUUGCUUCCUAGUUCAAAGACUGUAAUGAUCUGUUCCUGCUGGAGUGUGAUAAUUUCUAAAGAAUUUUUGUUCUUCUAAGUUCUCUCCUUUGCCACUAAUGUGACAUGUUUGUGAAGAGCAUAACUUGCAAAUGACUCAUGUAAGAUUUAAUUAGGAAGAUUUUGACAAAGCAUAACUAUCCCAAAAGCUAUUGUCAAAUCCAAUUCAACCCAAAAAUACUUCUAAAAGAAAGCUAUCAUGUACAGAUCAUGCUCCUCUGGAAACAUUCAACCUACUGCUCCUACAAAGGAUACCUAAGAUGACUAGAACUGAGAGACAAUUUUUUUUUUUAAGACUCUACAAGUACUUCAUCACCCUCACAAUUUCCAUUAUGUAAUUGGCUAUGCUUUUUGAUUUCUUUGGGGGGGAUUAUUCAGCUACCCUUCUUCACGUUUAAUAGUGUGCUAAAUUUUGUAUCCUGUAGGCAGCUGAGUAAUGAAUUCUCAGUAGGUACAGGGCUACGGUCAAAUCUGUGCUUUUCCAAAUCAGCCUAUAGUAGAAGAACAAGUCAUUUCUCACUGUCUCCUUUCCCUCCCUGAUGAGUUAUCACUGCACAACAGCAGCACUUUCCUCACCAGCUUGAAGGUAUGCAAGGAAAUGGCUCGGCGGCAGAUCUAGGAGGGUAGCAAGUAGCCAGCACCAAAGGGAAGCAUGAACUAAACUGGGGUUUGUAGAUCAUGUGGCAAUGGGUAUUUGCGCCCGCUUUAAGACUAGCAGAACUGACCUAUGUUUAAAAUAAAAAAAAGGUAUUAAAACAACUUAAUAACUGCACAGCUGGCUGGAGUAUGUACAGUUGAUCUGCCAUCUUGAACUCAGUUAGAAACAGGCAUCAGGUUCUGCAAACUUCCAAAAGCUUAUUUUUUCAGGAAGAAAACAUUACCUGGUUAGCUUCUUCAUUCCCCCUCCCCACUCACACAUUUUACCAGAAGCUACAUGCUGAGACAUUUGUGACCUUGUCUUUAGUUGGUUGGUAAAUACCUGGAAAGUGAAGCUGAUGGAGGCUGCUAUGAAAGGGAGAAUAUGGAGUAGUUCUACUGUCAAAUUAGAAACACAAAUGUGGUCACGUCAGUUAUUAAAAUUGGAAAAGUUACCAAUAUAAUCCAAGAGAUUACUUAACAUAAGGAACUCAAACUCUUUUAAUUCGGUGAGAGUAGGGGGUAUGAGCUGCCUAGACAUGCAGCUUUCUUUUCACAAUCUGGAAGGAAACGUGCUUCCUUUUUUGCUGUGUAAGAAAGACUGUUGGUUUAAACAAAGCAUCACUAUUCUGUGGUAGUUGGAAAAAAAAGUGUUUACAUGAGACAGUUAUGUACAAAGUUUUUAUAGGGAAUCUAACAUUAAACCCAUGUAUAAUUGCCCCUUACCCCCAAUUAAAGUUGUAUUGGUAGGCAAGAGAAGAGCUAACUUGGUUUUUAAAUUACUGCAAUUCUUAUGCAAACAUAAUUAUUGAAACUUUUUAUUUUUUCCCAAUGCAAUCUAGAUCACUAACCCAAAACAGAGUUUUCAGUCCACUUUUCCCAAGACUUCUGUGACAAGCAAGCUGAUUUGCCAUUAUUUUUUAACUUUAGAAACAACUUUAUUUAGUAAAUCAACUCCAAAUUGGUCAGUAUGUAGUUUUAAACGACUGUUCAAAAAAGAAAUGUUGGAAGACAUAAUUGAUAGGCAUGGCUCUGGCUCUGCAGAGACUUUCCUCAAUCUGGAUAUUGGGUCAAAGUGGAGUCCAGCUGACCUCAGGGAAACUCUGUAAGGGCUGCAUGUUGGGCUGCAUUUACCUGCAAAGGAAUUGCUUCCCUCUUCUGGUCUCUGAUCAUGAUUAGGGACCUCUUGGAGAGCCCUUCAGCUUUCUUCUGCCUGUAUGCCUAGGUUUUCUUCCAGAGGAAACCAGCUUGUGGGUGAAGGGAUUAGAAGGGAAGAACUUCAUGUGGUCCUGCUGUGCACAACGCAUCAUUUUGAUGUCAAAACAUGGCCAGAAGACAGACCCACGCUGAAGGAUUAGAGUUCCCAGUUCCUCUGUCCUAAAAGUAGCUUCAGGUUUAUGGAUCUUCUUUUGGAGCAGGGCCACAGAGACUUACUGCAUUGAAUAGUAGAGCUAUUUGUUUCUCUAAUCACGUGGGGAAAAAGAAUUAGAAGGCAGUUCAGCGUCCUGACCUUAUGAACUUGACAGCCCCAAAGGGUGAAACAGUCUUUCCAAGGGAUGAUAGCUUCAUAAAACUAUUAGACUUGUAGCAGCAGUUAAAAAGAAAAUAAUGUAUUUUGAAAAACUGAAACACAUGCAUUUAACUGUAAUUAAAGUUGAUUUAAGAUUUAUUUUUUGAAGCUGAGUUUUCCUGAGGAAAAAAAUGAAUAAGCAUUUGUCUAUGCAAGACAUGAAUGUCAAAAACAUUGUGUGAAUCUCCCAUUUUUAGGUGCUAUAUCGUUGUUGUCUUUCUGGCUUCUGUUACUUCGACUGAUCUUUUAAACCUUUCAGCCUUAUAUUCAGCUUGGUUUUCAGAGUUGAAUAGGCAAGAAAUGUAGUUUUGGAAUCCUGUUGGAAAUGUAACUGAACUUCGUUCCCUCAUGAAAACCUUGCAUGUUAAACAAUUACCUGAAAUGUUUUGGUUUCCUAAGAAUAAAUUCGAACUGUCACCACCUCCUAAAACCAGAGCAUGUCUAUGACAAUGCAAGUUUAAUUGUAAUGUCAAAUCAUCAGUCGUGGGCUGAGUACUCUCAGCUCUUUACUGUUCAGGGUAGCUGGAUAGUAAGUAAAGCUGGCUGGUUUUGCCAAGCUCCCCCUCGGUGUGGAUUCCACACGCACCCCUCCUUGGCUUGCUGAGCUCUUUCAAUUGGUUCUGGGUUGUUUAAUUUUAAGUCCUAAAGUAACUCGAUCAUCCAAUGUAACGUGUAGUGAAAUUGGCACUAAUGUGCUCUCAAGUGAUUGCCCAAAUCAUGUUAUUUGUUCGUUCUUGUCACCUGGAAAUAUAAAAAUGGUUUUUUUUUCCUGUGACUCGGUUAUUUAGGACCUGCUGAGUGAUCACAGCUGUUUUUUGCCAGCGAAAAGCAAUGUGCAAGAAAGCAGUGAAAUGCCUUACCAACUUUGUAGAGUACUAUAAAGAUCUUUACCUUGCGUUAAUCGAAUCCAGUGUUUUCAGAUCAUGACAGAAGUGGCCCAUAAAUCUGCCAGUGGGUUGGCAAUGUUUGGUCUAUACGAUGGACAAUCUUUAAAAUGUAAACCUGUAACUUUUUUUUAGCCCUUGGUUGUUAAGAGACUUCUGAAGCAACCAAUCUAUCGAAGGAUAAAAUUAAAAAUCAGAAUGUGCUUCAUGGAUGACUUAUUUUUACACUACUGUUCUCUGUGAACUGGAAAAGCACAUUUUUAAAGCGAAGCAUUCGCAUUACUUUAGCAGUAUUGUUUGGCUGAAAGACACAGUUUUGAGAAAUCUUGAGCUAAGUUUCAAACUAUUUAACCAGUUUUUGGCCAGGGGCAGUCAGUCUUGGGCCUUUUUGUUUGAUUGGGUUUUCUUGUUCAUGCAAAUGAAGAAAAAUGUUUACUAGUCCUUAACAGUAUGGGGAUUUUUAUUAUGCUUUUGUAAUGCAGGAGCAGCUUUGAUGAAAGAAAUAAUUAGCAGGUAAAUAGUCCAUAAUGUGUGUGACUUUGGGGUUUCUUUUUGUUGUUGUUUCAAAAUUGUUAAUUAAAAUGGCAUGGACAUCAAACUUUCAAUAAUGGUUCCAAGCAUAUAUGGUAUGUAUACUUAUCUGAAAAGGAUUCUUUGGUACGAGCCCCAUGUGCUGACUUGUUUAGCUGGGUAGACUGUAACAUGUUCCUGAAAUGAUGUCCUCCUAGGUCAGGAAUCGUCAGGAAGGGAGCAGCAGCCUAAUGAUAGAUAAGAUAGCACCUCCUCUCUAGCAAGAAACUCAAACUCACUUGAUGUGCGCGUCUUACUUAGCAAACAUGAAGACAGACAGCCUUCCUUGCGUGGCUGUGCCUUGCUUGGCAGAUGUGUUCCCUUGAGUGACAGCAGGAUGGAGGUCACAGCAGGGUGUGGGCACCUUCAAAGAUUCCUGGGAAUCUCAUGGGCCACAUCAAAACUGCUCUGGUGACCAGGCCAGGGCCUUCAUCUGCUCCAUGAUGCACAACAGCUGUCUUCCUGCACUAAAGAGCAUGCAAUUCUGGGCAUAAUUGGCUGUUUUCAAGGAAAAUGGUGUUUUUACACCUAUCUACUUACUCCAAAAUAUGUCUCCAAGGUGUUUUGGAUGAUAUAUUGUUCUGGAAGCGUUAAUCUGUGAUUAACUGCAUAAUGUGUGUUCUAGAUGCAGGGGUAUUUGAACAGUUCUUUGUCUGACGUUAAAAGAGUGCCUGUGAGUAGCAUAACUCCCCGUGAUAUGACGAAAUAAUUUUAACUCCACUCUUCCCAGGGAGCAAAUUUUUCCUUAUAGAGAAUAAAACAAAACCAAAAAAAAAUCCAGAGGAGAUGCACUUGAAUUACAGCCAGAAGAGCAUGUUCCUCGUCUGUUGAUCUCAAAUUCCCCAGCCAGAUGAAGGCGUGACAGGGAUUGGAAACAUAAUCAUAAGUAGCUGAUUAGCAUGUUUACUUUUGUGGAGCACCUGUUUACAAAAUGCUAAUCCUUUAUUAUCCACCUUAGGGCUGUUUCUAAAUGCCCCUCUUUGUAGAAAACCAGAGCAGUAUCUUCAGUGCUAAAAGGAAGGAAAAACCACGUGUGCACUGUAAAAUGAGGAUACUGCAAACAGUAUCAGAGAAGGCUGGGACACCAGGCAUUAUUUAUUCAAAAUCCAGAUUGAAAUUCGUGCAUCUUCAGAGUGCUCAAGGUAUGCAGCAUUAUGCCUGUGCUUAAGAAAAUUAAGAAAAAUUAAGAAAUUAAGAAAAUUAAGAAAAUACAACAAAACUCCACCAUUUCACUACCCUAUUAACUUCUAAGGGCAACGCGCCCAUCCUAGGUCAGGCAUGGCCUGUCUUCCUGAUGCAACUAAGAUGUGAUCUAAAGCUUAUGGAAGAAAUUGGGGGAAAAACACGGUUAUUUAUCUUCUCUGUUGGUCUUCCGACUUUUGCGUCACCACCAGCACAAGGCAGAAGGUUCAGUCUGACGGCCUUCUGGCCAGUAUUCCUAGCAUGCUUUUUUUGCUAAAUCUAUCACUGUACCCUAAAUACAGACUGAUGCAUAUACUAAAUGUAAAUGUUGUAAUAAAAUUGAAUUCAGAGA
Molecule: messenger RNA, 17583 nt
Organism: Cygnus olor (mute swan)
Lineage: Eukaryota; Metazoa; Chordata; Aves; Anseriformes; Anatidae
Gene: PKNOX1
Product: PBX/knotted 1 homeobox 1
Exons: 11
Coding region: 9155-10465 (436 amino acids)
Biological process (GO): angiogenesis; regulation of transcription by RNA polymerase II
Molecular function (GO): RNA polymerase II cis-regulatory region sequence-specific DNA binding; DNA-binding transcription factor activity, RNA polymerase II-specific
Source: RefSeq, a predicted model, not a curated record